Molecule: messenger RNA, 1536 nt
Organism: Sclerotinia sclerotiorum 1980 UF-70
Lineage: Eukaryota; Fungi; Ascomycota; Leotiomycetes; Helotiales; Sclerotiniaceae
Exons: 8
Coding region: 1-1536 (511 amino acids)
Source: RefSeq, a predicted model, not a curated record
AUGUCUGCAUACUAUCCUCCUCCUCCCGGAGGUAAUGGAGCUCCUCAACAACAACAAUACGCACCGCCUCCAACAUCUUCACCUCAGCAGCAACAAUACGCACCUCCACCAACAUCUUCACCCCAGCAACAACAAUACGCACCUCCACCAUCAUCUCCACCUCAACAACAACAACAACAAUAUGCACCACCUCCAACAUCUUCACCUCAACAACAACAUUCAUACGCACCACCUCCAACAUCUCCGCCCCCAAACCAAACCUCGUUCAAAUAUGCCGCUCCACCCACCUCGCCCCCAGCUCAACCCUCACAUGCCUUCUACCCACCACCUCCAUCUACCUCCACAACAAGCUAUACCCCUCCUCCAAACCCCCAACCUACUCCUCCCCAACAACAACCACAACAACAAUACGCGUCCCCUCCAAAUUUCUCCCAUCGCCCUUCUUAUUCCGGUGGUCAACAUACUCUUCCAGUCCAUACACCCCCACCUCAACAAUCACAAAGCUAUGCAUCUUCCUCCGCCGUCUCUCCUCAAGAAACAAAUCUUCCAAAUUAUGCACAGCCAGGUUUCUAUCCCAAUCAGAAUACAAGCGACUACCCACCUGAAAAACCAGCCCUAAAUACAAGUCUUACGAUUAAUUUGGAUCACGGGGCACCCAGCGCAGCGCAUUUUGUAGGGGCAAGUACCACUCAAGAUGAUGUAGGCACGUUUAAUGGUGGGAGUUAUCGCAUUAGUCACAGGGAUACAAAUAGUAUUGUGACGAUUCAGUUGGCGAUGGGGUGUCCGUUGACUGUUAAACCUGGCGCAAUGAUUGCCAUGACUCCAACCAUAACCCUCAAAGGUGCAAUCAAGUUCUCCGUGAAGAAACUUGUCAUCGGUGGUGAAAUGACCCAUUCUACUUUCACUGGCCCAGGCGAACUUCUCCUAGCUCCUUCAUCAUUAGGAGAUAUCACGAAUAUUCGAUUAAGCGGUGAUGAACAAUGGAGUGUGGGAAGAGAUGCGUAUUUAGCUUCUACACAAGGUGUUAUCAAGGAGUAUAAAAGACAAGGUAUUGGUAAGGCGAUGUUUAGUGGAGAGGGUCUAUUCGUUUAUAAGAUUAGUGGGGUCGGUUUGUUAUGGAUUAGUAGUUUUGGCGCCAUUAUUAGGAAGGAUCUACAAGAAGGCGAACGCUACGUAGUCGAUAAUGGACAUCUGGUCGCCUGGAAUACAAAAUACAUACUCGAGCGUGUAGCAUCAGGAGGUAUCAUCAGUGGAUUGAGUAGUGGAGAAGGUCUAAGUUCUCUCACAAUCACAACACCAACACUUAGGAGUAUCGAUGCUACGCUUCAUGAUUUCGUCGAUUGGUUGGCAAGCACCCAAAGCCAAGGAUCCUUGUCCAUCUGGGGGAGCAGGAAUAUCGACCACCAAUAUGGCAAAAGAUUGAAGCACAGCACCGGUACAGAUCCGCCAGAGAUUAUGCAUGUGACGAUUGUGGAUCCUUGUAUAACAGUUGAAUUGAGAAGAGCCUUAUCUUUCUUGAGCAGUUAUCCUAGAUAA